This is a messenger RNA of Chilo suppressalis (striped riceborer), 6973 nucleotides long. NCBI's taxonomy places the organism in Eukaryota, Metazoa, Arthropoda, Insecta, Lepidoptera, Crambidae. The record is from the annotation of a GenBank genome assembly.
CACGACACGCUAAUAUGUCUCUGCCUUUAAAAAAGGAGCAAACAUAGACUAAGUAGAAGAAACAAGAAAACAUUAAUUUUAAAAAUGGCGGCCAAGUCAAAGAAGCGGCUGUCCAAAAUUGAAAAUAAGCUUCUCAGAUUGGAUAAAUUAGAAUUAAAAGAUGUUUUUUGUUCCAUUUGUCACUCUAUUUUGAUAGAACCCGUAACUUUACCGUGUUUUCAUGAUUUUUGUCAAGGUUGUUUUAAUGGCAGUGUAGAAAAUAAUGCAUUAUGUUGUCCUCUAUGUCGUCUACGUAUAGGCUCUUGGCUUAGAAGUGCAACAAAACAAAAGAAUUUAGUCAAUGUUGAACUAUGGAACUUUAUAAAGUCUAAGUUUUCUCAUGAAAUAGAUAUUAAAGUUAAAGGAUACGACAAUAUUAUAAUAGAAGAGACACCAUUGCCUAGACUUAGUGAACCUGGUGAAAUUAGAUUGGAAUAUGAAGCUGAAAUUAAACGACUACGAGCUGAGCGCUUGCAAAUUGAACAGAAACACUAUAAAGAGACUGAGAUAUUAAUUCAUAAAAUUCGGAAAGAAGAAGAAGAGGCACAUAAGAAAUACUUAGAAGCUUUAAAACAAGAUGAAAUAUUGGCAUUGCAAAUGCAAAGUGAUCACAUCAAGACUUCAGUUCCUCAAAGCACAAACACAAAUAGCAAUUUGAGGAAUGGCAUCAAUAAACGAAGGCUUAAAUCUACAAAGAUUGAUGUUUUUCUCACCAAACCACACACUACUGUACUGAGAAACAGCCCUGAAUUGACAGAUGACAUAACAAUUGAUACUGGUACCUCUCCUCAAAGAAAAAUAUGUGGGAAAUUAAUCAAUGAAACAUCUCCUGAAAUGGUGCCCAUUUAUGGCAAAGUUAUAAAGCAUUUUAUAGAUAAAAAAGCAAAGAAUAGUCCCGGUGUAUGGAAUAAAGAGAAUGGUGAUAAUGUUCAAGCACAGAAAGAACCAUCUCUAAUCAAUGGAAAAAAAUCUGAGAGUGAAGAGACAAAUGUUAAAAGUAAACAUGUGACACAGUCCUUACUUGUAUCACUUCCACUGUCAUGCACUGGAAUAUUUCAACAUAAAACAAAUGUCAUUAAAACUAAAAAUAUGGAAACUGAUAGUGUAGACUCGAUGCGUCAGGAGCUAUGUUAUUUUAAACCAAUAGAAGGCACUACACCAACCAGCUUUAACACAAACAAAAGUUUACCGCUGCGAGUACCUGGAUUACGUGCGGAGGAAGAAAAAUUGUCACCUACACAAGAAGUACCACCAAGCCGCGCUCAGUAUUUGGAAGGCCUUUGCCAUCUUCGCAACAUAUCUUUAGAGAAAAACUUGCCAUCAGCUUUUGUAAUAGCACUAAAUAUGCUGCAGGUUAAAAAGGAACAUGCUAUCAAGUGUGCAAAUACUAGAUCUAAAGCAAAGAAAAUGGCUUCUAGUUUAUGUGUUGAGUCAAUGUUACCAUUAAGGAAAAAUAAACCAAAACAUGAUGUGGUAGAUGGUAUUACUAAGUUAAAUACACAGACUAAUCUUAGACGAACCAGAUCUAUGGGCAGUAUAAAUAAAGAAGACAAUGAAACUACACCAAAAAAGGGAAAAUAUGUUAGAAAAGCGUGUUCGGAGCGCAAGCCAUAUUUAAGAAGUGAUUCCAAAAAAAAUAAUACCAAAAAAGAUCUCUAUAGUCCAUCAAAUUCUCCAGAACCAUAUAAUAAUAAUAAGGUGAAUCUAGCUGUAAAGAAUUUAUCUAGUCCACUAAAAAAUUGUGAUGUUAAGAAGAUAUUGCAGGAGCAACUUAGAAUAGAGGAGAUAAUUAAACAGGAAAAGAGUGAUUAUGAGCUUGCGCGCAAGAUGGAGGCAGAAUGGAACGGACGGAGGCAGCCGCGCCGCGCCGCCAUCAAGCGGCAAGUGACGCUCAACUAUACUCUUAGGCAUGCCAAGAAACUAAAGGUAUGAACCAAGAUUUUCCACUGUCCACCUCAUCAAAUAUGUUAAGUACCUAUUUAUUUGUCUGUAUUCUAGUGGCAAUGAUAAUGUUGAUUAAAACUCAAUUAAAAUAAUAGAACAUUAUUUUGAUAUUUGGUACAAUGAUGUUAUCUGUCAAUUCUGAUUUAAUACCAUACAUAAUUAUAUCCAAAUGUGAAAUUGCAUAAUUAAAAAUAUAAUAGGCAGUCAGGUUUGAGUAUGCUUUUCAAGCAGUUCAUACUGUAGGUGUGUAAUCUCUUAAUGUGAAAAUAAUAUUCACGUAUUGAAAUAAAAAAAUUAAAUGUCCUUUUUUAUAAAUAAAUACUUAGCAACAUCAUUCCAAGACUCUUUUUCCGUAUGUUUCUACUAUUGGCAUUAAAAUCUUCCGAUUAGGGUUUAUAGUACGGGUCUUUAUGUCUCACACGAAAAGUAAUACUUGAAUUUUCAUUACUCCAAUAAUAGAAGGUGUCUAAUAUAUAAUGGAUAUUACAGUAGUUAGAAGGAUAUCUAUCAUGUAACUUGUUUCUUAGGAGAACUUCUAAUUUCCAGUUUUCUAAUGAGAAUUCCUUUUACGUCCAUGGUGAAAUCUGUAGAAUACAACAUAUAAAAAUUAUGUGAGUGCUUUUGUAAUGUUAUUUUUGUAUAUAUGUAUGUUCUUGUAAAUAUAAUUGUCGAUAUAUUAUCCAUACCCUUAAGCCUAAAACACACAGAGCGGGUGCGGGUCGUGUUCCUAACGUGACACGCGCGGCCCAUUAUGUUCACAUACAUAGCGGGCACGUUUUUAAAAUGUCUGGCAACAAAGAUAUUGAUAUUAUUUGAAGUAGUGACUUCCAGAAGGCUUUAACCGGUAAUUCCUACAAAUAGGCGAUAGAAAUUUUUUUUUUCAAAUUUGACAAAUUUGUUAUCUAUUGUAUUAUAUAUAAAAAACUCGCGCACGAAUGGUUCCGUACCAAAAAAGGCAAAAAAUCACGGCUGUUGUAUGGGGGCUCCCAUUAUCCCCUUAAAUACAUAUUUAUUUUAUUUUAAAUAUCUAUUUAUAAAAGGCAUUUACAACUAAAUAUUAUGUGAAUAUUUAAAAUUUUAUUAUUUAUUUUUAGAGUGAAUAUACAAGUAAAUAUUCUGUGAAUAUUUAAAGUUUCUACAACUCCUGUUGCCGUUAUUAAUAUAACACGGCAAAAACACGGUUUUUGUAUAGGAGCCCCCUUAAAUAUUCGUUUUGUUCUAUUUAUAUCUGUGAAAAUUUCAACUAUUACGUCUAUGUUUAGUUAGCUAUCACGGUUCAUGGUGACUGACAGACGGCCAAAAAAUGGACAGCAGUUUUAGUAAUUGGGUUCCGUUUUUAACCUUUGGGUACGGAACCCUAAAAAACUAACUACCGCCUUAGACUAAAACAAAAAGGGCAGAUACGUCAUUCGCGGCUCAAAAGUGAUCCGUUUAAAUUGUGGUCCACGACCAUAAUUCGCUUUAGUCACAAUUUGACAUUUAAACACGCUGCAUGUAUAAUGCGAUUCAACUAAGAAUAGGACCGACUGGACGCCAUAUUGUGACGUCAUAGCUGUCAAUUCGAACGAAAUAGGUAGAGAGCAAAAAAAAAAAUUUAAUAAAAUUUAUUUACUAAGAUUAAAUGAGAAAAACAUCAGAUUUUUUGUAAUAAAAUUUAUUUACUAAGUUUGAAAAAAGAAAACCGAUUUUUAAUAAUAUUUAUUUAUUAAGACUGUGAGAAAAAACAUUAAUCAGAAUUAAGCUUUUCAAUUCCGCCCAUCUUUGCAUUACCGCCGGAGAAGUUAUGAACAGGCUUGAAACCGGUUUCGAAAAUACCGGUAAAUAAAGGUUAAUACCGGUUUUUAGUAAAGGUUUUGUUCGGAGCGUGCCCGAAAUGAAAGCGGUACCUAAAACCUUAAUAAACCGGUUUAAUCCAGAGCGACACUUGCACGUGUGGGCAUCGCUUGAAGUUUGUUACUAAUCAAGUCACAACUUGUUUUAAGGUUAAGGUAGAGCCAAACCUAAAUAAAACGCUCCUAAUGUACUUGACACUGAUUUAGGUUUGAAAAUUAACCGGUAAACAAGCCCUGGUUAUGAAUAAUCAUGCACUAUUACUAAGUCACAUACGAACAUGCAUCCUUUAUGUAAACGAAAGUUUUAAAUCGAGUUCCUGAACGCAACUUAAAGUGACAUUUGGUUGACGAUUUAGAAUAACAAACAUUCCAUAACCUAAGCUCAAUAUAUGAAAAAAAAAAACUAACAAUAUUAUUUAUCAAUAUUUGUUAUUGUUUGCUUACAAAUGUUUUUGUUCUAGAAUUAGCUGAGCUUUCAAGAUUUUUUGCAAACCGUACUUUUCAAGCGAUAUUUGACAGAUGGAGAUCAUUGGCUUUCCUAUUCUUAUUUGAAUCGCAUAAUAUACUCAAUAUAACAAUAUUGCGUAUAUUCUCUGUUAUGAAGAUAAAACAAUGCCUUCGAUGAUUUUAUAAAGAACACAAAUAGCUCAAAAUCAAAUGCCUCGGCAAUACUUUUCAUUCGAAAAACUGUGAAAACAUUUUUUUCUAAAAAAACACGGUUUGUCGUGAAUAUUAUUAACGUAAUCGCCAUUUUGUGAGCAAGAAAAGGACAACAAUACGCUGCUUUGAAGCGUAUAGUUCUGUCUCGCUCGCUCGAUUGAUGUUUAUAUACAGGUGUAGCGAGAGUUGCUUAUGUAGUUGAGUUGGAUUAUAUUUUAUUUGAUGCUAGUAUGAGCGUACCGUAUCUACCCUUUUUGUUUUAAUCUAAGACUACCGCGCCGUGUAUUCUUGUUGUAUAUAUAAGGCCAAGUGAAUAGACCAGCCGUACUCCCGUCCCGAUCCGCACCAGCCCUAUGUGUGUUUUGGGCUUUACAUUUAACAAUUUUAACUUUUAUGAAACAAAAAACGGUGCCACGCCCAGUAUAGGGUUCCGUAGUUACUCGUCGUACCACAAUAUGUUUCGGAAAGUGUCUGUAUUUUAAGCAAUUACAUCGUCUAAGUAUUUUUUAAUGUUUUCUUCUAAGGAUUUUUUAUUAGGUCCGAAAUUUUCUGAUACAUAAGAUGAACGACUAUUACUAACAAUCUCUUAUCUAUUAGACAAGUCCGUUCGUCCGUCCGUGGUGCUGUUUCAGCGGCCAAACCGUAACAGAUAGAUAUAGAGAAUGUUUAAGUUAUAAGUUAAGAAUAGUCUGAUAAGACUACAAACCGGAUGUGAGUAACGUAGCACUUCCGGUUUUCGAGAAAUCACAUGAUUUCUAUUUCAAACGAAACCACACAAAAUCUCCGAAGUUCUCAAUUAAUUAAAUACAUUUUUUUUUUGGUGAACAUUUGGUUCACUGGUUUGCUUGUUUUAUUUAAACCGUUAUAAUUUUCCUUAAAAGUCCAGGAAAAGCAUCAUGAUUUUUUCCAGAUUUUUUAAACCAAUAUUUUAGCUUUUAGAGAGGGGGAGGGGGGACGCCCUACACGAGCAAAAAUUUGCACUUUAAAGUUCUAUAUUUCGCAAACGGAUCCCUAAAUUGAUAAAUAGUCUUAGGAACACGUAAGUAACUUUCAAGGACUUAUUCAAUGAUACCCCACACGAUGGGGUAGACGAUGAAAUAAUAAAAUCUUCUUCAGGUUACAUGUAGCGGAGCUACCCUAAAAAAAUAUUUUUCAAUAUUUUAUUUCAUCAUUUUGUCGGCAUGAUUCGUAUACAAUCUUCACAAAAUUACAGCUCUCUAGUGCUAACAGUCUCCAAGCAAAUCCGGGGACGGACAGACAGACGGACAUGACGAAACUAUAAGGGACUACGGAACCCUAAAAAUGCAAAGUUCCAAAUCUAAAAUAUAUUACAAAUUUGAAAUGGGUUGAAGGAUGUAAAUAUUUUUGAAUGUUGAAUUGAAAGCGUUUCGUGGUAGGAGUUGGAAUUAGACAACUGGAAAAGCGUGACCAUACUGGCCCGAUUUUAUUGAUGAAGAAUUUUAAUUGUGCUUUUUAAUGACAACCAUUAUAUUCUUGGCAUAGGUGGUACUAAAGAGUCCAAUAAAAUUUUCUAUUAACGGAAGCGGCAGCGCUACUAAUCCAUAUGCCAGGAAUUAUGACACUGAGCUAUUAGUUUGUGAUAAUGAUAAGGCAAGGUGUAGUUUGAGCUUUAAAUUUGUAAUUAUUAGAACUAAUAAUAUGAAAUUUCGAUUAUAGAAGAAUUAAUCAAUGUACACAUUCUUCUCUCGUACCUAUCUUUCUAUGUGAGUUAAUAUAAAUUACUAGGGAUCUCACAGAUUUGUGAUUAAUUUGUGAUUUAAAAUUUAAAGUUAUAGAUAUGUAUUUUACUCUGUGGUGCUCUUGAUUCAGAAAUCAUUGACAAUGCUUUGACAUUCAAUAUUGUAUGUAUUGAUAUGUAUAUAAGUGUCAAUUAUUAUUUUUAUAAAUUCUAAAGUAAGCACUGAUGGAUUGCAUGGCGAAUACAAAUACAUUUCCUCCAAAAUAUAAUUAAUGGUCUUUCAGGUUUUAUCGAGAUUAUCAAAAAGGCGGCUGCCUAUGAAACCUGGCAAAUCUUUAAGAUUUGCCAGAUCCCGAUCACGUUGCGCUAUCUGCCAGUGGUUACCACUCCAUGCUUUCUGAUUGUUAAGAUUGGCCACUGAUAAGAUUUGUCUGUAAUUUCAUAAUACAACUUAUGGUAGAAUAAUAUUUUAAUUUUGUCGUAAAUAAAAUAAUUCAUUUUUUUAUUGUAAAGCAGAAGGGAAAUACUCUUUUUAUUUAUCUUGAUGUAACCGAGACUUGGCAGUUACUUUCCUGUUUUAAUUUGCAUUUUAAUUUUUAGUCAUCAGAAUUUAAAAUUGUUAUGGUAAAGAUAUCAUCAUUGUGAAAAUGAAUCAAAAGCGUUAAAUAAUAAUAAAUACUAAUAUGUAAUUACUUUUAAUUCAGAUCCUUUAUAAUGUGAUAAAGUAAAGAUGGUAAAAAAUAAAUAUGGAAAAGAUUUUUGUUUUUUAUCAAGUUUUUUUCUUCGUUUAGUAACAAAA